UUGCAUUUCAAUACGCAUUGCGGUGGGGGAAGGGUUGCUCUGCGCUGAUACGAGACCGAUGGCGGUGGAAUUAGGGAGACAGACCGAGACAGCUCAGUCAGGUAGACAAACGGAGACGGUAACGCCGGUCGGAAGUCGGUCAAUUUGGGGCGAAGUUGAGCUAGCGGAAAGCUACCUGGUUUGCUCUAUGUUUGAAGAGGCAGCAGCAUCAGCUUCUUCUGUUCUUAAACGAUUAUGUGACAAAGAAUACACUGACGGGGUUGUAGAAAAUAUCGAGCUGAAUGACAUGCUUGAGUCAGCUGGUAUGGUGUUUGUGCAGUCCUUGCAGGAACUUGGAAGGACAUUGGAAAUAAUAAAUGAGUUGAUGCAGCUGUAUAAUUCACUCACUGCCAUUCCGGUUCAUGUUUUCCUUGCUGGGGUGUGCUUUCAGAUGCAAGAAGACCCUCAUGGUGCUCAAAAAAUACUUGAGGAGUUUUUGAGCAAGUGGAGAUUUGUGGACGAACGAUUUUAUGUUCUCGCAAGUCUAGAGACAAAUUUGUCUUACAUGGAGGGAUAUGACAAUAGAUUUGUUCUUGGAGUUGAUACAUACCUUCAAGUUGUUGAGGCAUAUGUAGCUCUUCUCACAGGGAUUUUGAGAGGCACAGAUCUUGCCAUCUCUUGGGUUGAGAAAGCUGCAUUACCCGAGCAUACACGACAGGAAUAUUUACGGCGUUUACAGUCCAUGUACUCAUCUAAUGCCACUGGAUCUCAGUCCUCCACAUCAGAUUUGCUAAGAGAUGGGAAUGUAACCUCUUCUGUUUCUAACAAAAAACAAACGCCAUUUGAGGGAUCAUCAAAGACUCCCGGGAAACAACCUGAUGGGAAGGAUACUGCAAAAGAAGCAAUUUUAAGAUAUUCCGCACAGCAUGUUCCUACCUUUUGGUGGUUCCGCACUCUCAAUGUAAAGUUCGGUAGCAUCAAGUUUGCAAUAUCAAAUGGAAGUAUCCUUCUGACAGCUUUGAUGCUUCUCACUUUUUAUUUUAUGCGGAGGAAGAAACAUUCAAUAACAAGUAUUCUAAAGGGACAGGUCUUGUUUGUAAAGAAGGCUGUCUUGGACUUGUGGCAACUUGCAUUCUCAUACCAAGUAAACCCCUUAGCUUCCAUUGAGCCUCUCCAAACUCCAGCUCGUGUAAGCCGCUGAUGGUUUAAACUAGCCAAACCCGAGUUCAACCAGAUGGUCCUGCCUGCCUUGAAGUUAGCCUGCUUCAAUUGGUUUAGGACAGUUGAGCUGAGCUGAUUAUGAUCAUUCUUGAAGCUGCUAAUUAGAUGAACAUUAUUAUGCAUGCUUAGUUUCAAAUCAUUAAACCACACACCAAAUAUGUGCCUCAGUGCACUAUAGUAACAUGCUUGAUUCUGUACCUUCAAAAAGGAAUUUGGAACAUGGUAAUAAAUUGCAUGUUCUCAUUGUUAAGCAUUGGACAAAAUUUUUUGUAGGUGUUGUGGGUUUUGUUCUGUGUUUAUUAUUAACAACAUAUCGGUCAGUGUUGUACUCUUUAGGGUAGAGGUCAAGUCUAUAUAUAUUUACCCUCCCAGACCCACCUCCGGAUGGGAUAGAUGGGUCUCAUUUUGGUUUGGUUUGAUUUAUCAGUCAUUCGAGCGGCAAGUUUUAAGUA
Cynara cardunculus var. scolymus (artichoke) is the source of this 1652-nucleotide messenger RNA. RefSeq names its product protein APEM9. The record is from RefSeq and is a predicted model, not a curated record. Gene Ontology annotation, biological process: peroxisomal membrane transport. The coding region runs from base 59 to 1180 and encodes 373 amino acids. The transcript has 6 exons. Lineage: Eukaryota; Viridiplantae; Streptophyta; Magnoliopsida; Asterales; Asteraceae.